AAUUAGUUGAAGAGACCAUUCCAAAAGAAGGAAAAAAGAUGGGAGAAAGAAUUGUGGUGGACAAAGCUUAUCUUUACCAAGAAGACAAACCACUCACCGUCUGCAAGACUUCUCUCUUCUACACCGGCGAUGGUUUCGCCGCCUAUGAUUGCCACGGUGAUAUCAUCUUCAGGGUUGAUUCUUAUGGACCUGACACAAGAGAUAACGAUGAGAUUGUCCUCAUGGACGCUACCGGAAAGUGUCUCCUUACCGUUAAACGAAAGAGACCAACUCUACACCAAAGAUGGGAAGGUUUUCUCGGCGAGAGAUCGGAAGGUCAGAAACCGAUCUUCAGCGUUCGGAGAUCUUCGAUAAUCGGACGGUGUACGAUGGAAGUAGAAGUUUACGACGGAACAGGAGAAGAGUACAUUAUUGAUGGAGACUUCUCGCAACGAAGCUGUCUCAUAUACGACACGGAGAAACGUACUGUGGCUGAGAUCAAACGCAAAGUAGACGCGUCAACGAACGUGAUGCUUGGUCGAGAUGUGUUCACUCUAGAGAUUAAACCGGGUUUUGAUGGUGCUUUCGCUAUGGGUUUGGUCGUUGUGCUUGACCAGAUCAACGGUGAUGAUCCAGUUGAGAUUGGUGAUGAACAGGUACACCCUUUUGUAGAGGAUUAAUGUCGGUCUCUCUCCCACCUCUCACAAUGGUCUUCACGUUAACAUAUCGAAUCUAAUCUUUAGUUUUUCAAUCUUUGGAUUUGGACCAUAUGAUUAUGGGAGUCUGUUUGUAUCAUUCUGUGUUAAAUCAUUUAAGUUGCUACGUUACAUAAUAUUAUAGUCUCUGUCUCGGGAAAUUUGUUGAGUAUUAUAUGUUGAUGUUACAAAAUUAGAUUUGUGUAUACACGCUAUUAGAAAAUAUCGU
This is a messenger RNA of Arabidopsis arenosa, 903 nucleotides long. NCBI's taxonomy places the organism in Eukaryota, Viridiplantae, Streptophyta, Magnoliopsida, Brassicales, Brassicaceae. The record is from the annotation of a GenBank genome assembly.